AUGCUGAUUUCUCCCGCAUUUGCUCAGGCAGCCGGCGGCGCGGACGGUGGCAGCGCUCUGCUGACGUUCCUGCCGCUGAUCCUGAUUUUCGUGGUUUUCUAUUUCCUGCUGAUCCGGCCUCAGCAGAAGCGGCAGAAAGAGCACAGGGCGAUGGUGCAGGCCCUGCGGCGCGGCGACCGGGUGGUAACGGCGGGCGGCAUCUACGGCACGGUCGCACGCAUCAUCUCCGACACCGAACUGGAUCUGGAGAUCGCGGAUGGCGUGAAGGUGCGCAUGCUGCGCGGGACGGUUCAGGAAGUGGUCGGCAAGGGCCAGCCGAGCCGGACGCGUGGCCGCAAGAAGGACGAGGCCGAAGAGCCCGAGGACGACGAGUGGCAGGACGACGAAGACGAGCCCUCGACGGAGCCCGGCUCCUCAGCGGAUGGCAAGCGCCGCUAA
Molecule: messenger RNA, 438 nt
Organism: Symbiodinium necroappetens
Lineage: Eukaryota; Dinophyceae; Suessiales; Symbiodiniaceae
Source: the annotation of a GenBank genome assembly